Messenger RNA from Didymella exigua CBS 183.55, 1791 nucleotides. Its product is annotated as sugar transporter. The transcript has 4 exons. Lineage: Eukaryota; Fungi; Ascomycota; Dothideomycetes; Pleosporales; Didymellaceae. Gene Ontology annotation, cellular component: membrane. Gene Ontology annotation, biological process: carbohydrate transport; transmembrane transport. The coding region runs from base 1 to 1791 and encodes 596 amino acids. Gene Ontology annotation, molecular function: carbohydrate:proton symporter activity. The record is from RefSeq and is a predicted model, not a curated record.
AUGACACCAAUCAGCAAGAAGAAAGGACAAGCUGCCUCAGAACGAGCAUCGCCACGACCAUCACGACGCGAGACUAGAACGAUUUCCGACAGUUCAGAGCACACAACCUCCUCCAGUGGAUUCACAAACACAACGUGCAACUCGCAAACGCCGUGCUUCCCUUAUCGAACCACAACCGCGCAACCCGCAAUCCACGACGCCGAAGCCACUCUGUCUCUGCGCCAAUGCAUCGAUCGCUACUCAAAAGCAAUCACGUGGUCCGUCCUGUUCUCCCUGACCCUUGUCAUGGAAGGCUACUCCACCAUCCUCGUCCCAAAUCUCUACUCGCUCGAUCCCUUCCUGCGGCAGUUUGGCACUCAGCAACGCAACGGCUCCUACGAGAUCGGCGCUGCAUGGCAAAGCGCUCUGGUCAACGGCGCUCUGGCGGGUCAGAUUGUCGGGCUGCUCCUCGCUGGGUGGUUGGCGGAGCGGAUUGGGUAUCGCAGAACGCUCAUGGUGGGGUUGAUGGCCAUGGUGGGGUUUGUUUCGAUUACCUUUUUUGCGACUAGUAAGCUCGUGCUGCUGGUGGGACAGUGUCUGCUUGGUGCGCCGUGGGGCGUAUUUCAGACUAUCAGCACGACUUAUGCUGUUGAUAUCUUGCCUGUUAGGUUGAGGGGGUAUUUGACUACAUACGUCAACGCGUGUUGGGUGCUAGGCCAAUUGAUUGCAUCUGUUGUGCUCCGAUCGAUGCUGUCAAUCGACUCGCAAUGGGCAUACAGAAUCCCGUUCGGACUGCAGUGGGCUUUUCCAGUGCCCAUCUUCAUAGUCGUGGCGCUAGCUCCUGAGAGUCCCUGGUGGUUAGUCCGGCAGAGCCGGUUUGAGGAAGCUCACCACUCGCUCUGCCGCUUGCGAAAGCAGGCGGAGAACGAAUCAGACAGCGACUUCAACGCUGGUCUGGAAGAGACAUUGAAGCAGGUCGUACUCACCAACAACAAGGAGAAGGAGGCUCAGAGUGGGACGCGAUACCUCGACUGCUUCAAGGGUGUCGACAGGCGAAGGACUGAGAUUGCAUGCAUGGUGUGGACCAUCCAGACGCUAUGCGGCAGCACGUUCAUGGGCUUCUCGACCUACUUCUACGAACAGGCAGGUCUCAGCGCCAAACACGCCUUCACAAUGUCGCUCGCCCAAUUCGCACUCGGUCUCUUCGGCGUCGUCGCAUCCUGGUUCCUCCUCUCCUACCUCGGACGCCGCACAAUCUACCUCUCAGGCCAAGUCCUAACUCUCCUCUGCGUCCUGCUCAUCGGCAUACUAGCCUGCAUCCCUUACCCGCACACAUCCUCGACACGCAGCGCCACAACCACAUCCCGCAGCCCCAGCCCCGGCAGCGCAAUCCCCUGGGCCAUUGCCGCGCUGCUCCUCGUCUUCACCGCCGUUUACGACGCCACCAUCGGCCCGGUGUGCUACACGCUCGUCUCCGAAGUGCCGUCGACGCGGCUGCGCUCCAAAACCAUCGUGCUAGCCCGCAACGCCUACAAUAUCUCGGGCAUCGCGACCAACCUCGUCACGCCGCGCAUGCUGAACCCGACGGCCUGGGCCUGGGGCGCGAAAGCGGGGUUCUUCUGGGCGGCCACGGCGAGCGUCGGGCUGGCGUGGAGUUGGUGUAGGUUGCCUGAGACCAAGGACCGGACGUUUGCGCAGAUCGAUGUGCUGUUCCGCGACGAGACGGGGGCGAGGAAGUUCAAGAGGACGAGGGUUGAAGACGAUGUGCCGCGGAGGGACGCGAGCGGAAGCAGUAAGGGGAGCGAGACGUAG